AUGUCUGGUGUCUUGAAAUAUAUGUGGGCAAUGCUCUACAUUUCCUUGUUACUGUUUGGUCUUCAGUUCCAGUGUUAUCACCUGUCAGGUUUCCACGAUGUCCAAGAUAAUCAUCAAAAUACAGAUUCCACUGAAGAAUGGCUAUAUCCCCCUUUCAAACGAGAAUGUACAACUAACUUCAGUGCCCUGCUCAAGAUAGCCCCUUAUAAUGCUAACUUUGCAUUCCGAUUGUACAAACAAAUGUCUUCUGAUUCAGAUGACAAAAACAUUUUCUUCUCUCCUGUGAGCAUCUCCACAGCCUUUGCCAUGCUGGCCCUCAGAGCUAAGUCUCAAACCCAGACUCAGAUUUACAAUGCCUUUGCUUUCAACCUGUCAGAGAUUGAAGAAAAUGAGAUUCAUAAAGGAUUUUGCCAACUUAUCUUCACGUUUAACUUUUUAAAACAGGAAACGUCUUUGAAAAUAGGGAAUGCUUUGUUCAUAGAUAAGUCAUUGAAAGUUUUGCCUACAUUUCUGAAAGAUGCCAAAACCUUAUAUCAGGCUGAACGCUUUUCUACAAACUUCCUAAAUUCUACAGAAGCGAAACAGCAGAUAUAUAGUUAUAUGAAGAACAAAAUUUAUGGGGGACAUCUCAGGAAAGUCAAGGACUUCAGUGCACACACAGUCAUGGUUCUCGUGAAUUACAUGGCUUCAAAGAUAAGUAAUUGGAGAGAUGAGUUUCAUUCUCGAUUAACCACUGAAGGAUCUUUUCUUGCCUAUGGAAACACAACUGUUAAAUUAAAUUUUAUGCGCAAACGCACUAUGUUCAAUCAUGUGCGCGAUGAAGAACUUUCUUGCUUGGUGGUGGAAGUACUGCAUUCAAAAGAUGCUGUAGCAUGGUUCAUCCUGCCAGAUGAAGGGAAACUAAAACAUGUAGAGAGUUCUUUGGUAAAAGAAGACAUGAAUAAAUGGAGAUCUUCUUUUCAGAAAGAGCAAAAAUACUUAUGGAUUCCAAAAUUUUCCCUUUCUGUAUCCUAUGAUGUCAAAACCUUCUUGCAGAGACUAGGCAUGACAGAUGUCUUUAAUCGUCACGCUGAUCUAUCUGGGUUUCUCAGGAUUCCUUAA
This is a messenger RNA of Eublepharis macularius, 1101 nucleotides long. RefSeq names its product thyroxine-binding globulin-like. Gene Ontology annotation, biological process: negative regulation of endopeptidase activity. NCBI's taxonomy places the organism in Eukaryota, Metazoa, Chordata, Lepidosauria, Squamata, Eublepharidae. The transcript has 5 exons. The coding region runs from base 1 to 1101 and encodes 366 amino acids. Gene Ontology annotation, molecular function: serine-type endopeptidase inhibitor activity. The record is from RefSeq and is a predicted model, not a curated record.